UUGGGACUUCUAUAGAUACCAAAAGAGGAAGCAUUAAACCUUUCCUAUCAUCUUGACCAAAUGAAGAGUACAAUGAGACUGCAGAGAUCAAUGCCUGUGUGGAGCUUCCAUGUUGCAACUUCGCUGACCUUCCUCCUGACCCUUGCACGACCUGCCGUGACAGCGAGUAGCCAGUAGCCUGCUCCUGACUCUUCCUCCUGAGGCUGUGGAAGCAGAAGGUAGCUCUACUUUCCUGCAGCGGAGCUGGGCAUCGCAGCCAUGAAGUCUAUGCUGAUCAUCUAUCUGCUGGGGUUUGUGUUGACCUUGCUGUCCGUCUUCGUCAGACUGAUGGAGGCACUGUGGGGCUCAUCGGAGAUCCCACUGUCUGGAAGCUCUGAGAUCCCGAGAGGUCCACUAGCCAUCACAGAACCUCCCAAGGGCCCUCCAGACGGCCCGUCUAGAGGAAAGCAAUAAAACCUCCCUCUGGGCGUCAGCCAUACUGUGGUACACUAAUGUCAGCACGGCCAAUCACGUACUCCAUUUUCUAAUAGGCAGCAUCAGUGUCUCCAAAGAACUGUUACCAGGCCUGGUAGGGUCUUUUGGGAUGUUCCUUACCCUGGAAAAGUGCCUGCUUAGCAUAGAGGUAUAGGUGGGUUGUCUGUGACUGCCGGACAGAGUUAUCUCACUCUCCUGCCCAUUGCUUCCUCUGCAGCAUGGCUCUGA
Molecule: messenger RNA, 702 nt
Organism: Acomys russatus (golden spiny mouse)
Lineage: Eukaryota; Metazoa; Chordata; Mammalia; Rodentia; Muridae
Product: hypoxia-inducible lipid droplet-associated protein-like
Exons: 2
Coding region: 259-453 (64 amino acids)
Biological process (GO): positive regulation of cell population proliferation; positive regulation of cytokine production; positive regulation of lipid storage
Cellular component (GO): lipid droplet
Source: RefSeq, a predicted model, not a curated record